AUGGUUGAGCUGAUGCCAAAUUUAAAUUUUAGGGAUACUACGGAGGAGGAAGAUCUACAAGUGGAUAACCGCAGCCAACCAUCUCGGAUCAGGCCUGAAAAAGCAACCCCCACUGUGAAAUUUGAAUUUGAGGAACAAAUUGCGAUUAACCAAUCCCCUCAAAUUGUUUCUGAUCCAUCCUUAGACGGCUAUGCAGUACACAAACUUGGAAAAGCUUUGGAACCUCAGACCCCAGAAAAUAUUGUUUUAACAAGUUCUAAGGCUCAUCAAAUGCAGCCUUGUAGGAAGAAAGCUUCAAUGAUGAGCUUCACUGGCAUAGGUAUCCAAUCUGACUUUCUGCCUGUUCUUGAAAAGAUUUGGGUGAAGUAUGGGGAUGUUAUUGAAGGGAGUGCAAUACGUAGUUGCGACACUAAAGCUACAGCAUUGGAGUCUUUAGCAAAGAUGGUACUUAUUCUACAAGCCAACUCGGGAAAGACCCUGACUGAGGACAAAGUUCAUUACCUAAGUUCCACCUUAUCUGAUCUGCAGCUCAUGCAUCUGAAAGUUGAUUGGUUGGUACCGUUUGUUGAGAAGGCUUUGGCAUUGCACAAAAGCAUGCAAUUGGAGGCUGUUCUGGCGGAGAUUGACAAGGCCACAGUCGUAGCCAGGGAUAUGGAACGCAAGUUCCUUGAAAAGAUUGCUGAAGUGAAGGAAGGGCUCAAAAGGGAUAGAAAGAUUGUUUCUGAUUGCUUGCCACUGUUUGGGCCAACUGAUCGGGAUCAAUGCCUAGGGGAGGGUUUGUGCUGAUUGCUGACUUUGUAAUUGAUACUGUCAGAUGAUGCAUGCGUAGGCCAUAUUACUGGAUUCAUCAGUUAUGCAGUACACGAAAGGACAACAGAAAUGCAGACAGUACCUGUUUCUGCUGCUUGUGCUUAUUUUUGUUAUGUUCUGAAUACCCAUUUUUGUUCCGGCUGAAUGCAAUGAUUUUUCUGCUUGCCUUGAUGUAUACGUACUCUGUACAUUAUUAUGAAAUAUUUUACUAUUUGGA
Spinacia oleracea (spinach) is the source of this 1027-nucleotide messenger RNA. RefSeq lists its product as uncharacterized. NCBI's taxonomy places the organism in Eukaryota, Viridiplantae, Streptophyta, Magnoliopsida, Caryophyllales, Amaranthaceae. The record is from RefSeq and is a predicted model, not a curated record. Bases 1 to 786 code for a protein of 261 amino acids. The transcript is spliced from 3 exons.